This is a messenger RNA of Fusarium pseudograminearum CS3096, 1068 nucleotides long. RefSeq lists its product as uncharacterized. The coding region runs from base 1 to 1068 and encodes 355 amino acids. The record is from RefSeq and is a predicted model, not a curated record. The transcript has a single exon. NCBI's taxonomy places the organism in Eukaryota, Fungi, Ascomycota, Sordariomycetes, Hypocreales, Nectriaceae.
AUGCCCGGCUCUUCUCCUUCCAUUCCACGGGGCCUUCCGUCAAAUGCCCCCAAUGAUAAUUCUUGCGAACGUCAUCCAGAUACUCAGGAUGCAUUUGAGCUGUCACGUCCCCUUGACGAUUUCAGACUUACGAUUUUCCGUAUGCAGCAAGAUAUCGGGAUCUUGAAUGAGAAGCAACGCGAAAUUACUAGCCAAAACAGACAUCUCUGGGCACACAAUAGCCAGUUGAGAAGAGACGUCUCGGAUCUUCGAACGCAGCUCUCCUACACUGCCCAGGAUCUAGCUGCCCGAAUCCAGGAGCAGUCCAAUUUUGACCGAUCGGCAGGAUCAUACGAAAAAGAGACAAGGCUCCAGGGAAGCAUCGACGAACAGAAGAAAACCACCGAAAAGCUCCUUCAAGACAAAAUUGCCAACGCCAACCGAAUCCAAACACUCGAACGAAGCCAAAUCAAGGGCUCUGAGCCGCCGCAAAUCAUUGCAGAUGCGGAGCCAAAAAAGAUACAGGCACAGAAUAGGCGUGAAAUGCACCAGGCAAAGAUGGAGAGACGUAAGCAAAAGCGUGAGCAAAAGCGUGAAAUGAAGAAACGAACGCGCAGGGAAAAUAAACUAAAGAACCUCUCUGCACCUGCUUCCGUUCCUCCUCCGGCUCAUACACCUGCUCAGCCAGUACGUAUAACUCGCAACAACUCCAUCAAGGCGGAAGAAAUUGCGGAUUUGGAGAUUACCAACGACGACACUGCGGCCGAGAAUAUAGUUCCGGGUCUGCUACUCUUGGACGACAACAGUCACUCAAAGGAAGCGAUCGAGCAACUCAAACGCUACAUGGCCAAGCGCACCGGCAAGAAGAACUUGACUUCAUUUCUCAAAAAAGGAACCAAGAACAAGUGCUUUUGUAUUCACGAGGUUGCAGCUAAGGGCAGCGGCGCUUCUGAACAAUUGUUGCCGUCCGCAAAGUACUGCAAGGUCAAUGGCCCGUACUGCAAUAUUUUGGUCGAGGCUGUAGAGACGGCUUCCGGAAACAGAUUGCGCACCUUUUCCCCUUGGGGUGCAUAUACUCCCUACCACUAA